UGACGCCGGGGCGGCGGCCGCGUCCGAGGAGCCGGCGGGUGGCGGCGCAAUGCUGCAGCUGCGGGAUACGGUGGACUCGGCGGGCACGAGCCCCACGGCGCUGCUGGCGGCCGGCGAGGACGCGGGCGCGGGCCGGCCGGGGGCGGGCACGCCGCUGCGCCAGACACUGUGGCCACUGAGCGUCCAUGACCCUACACGCCGCGCCCGAGUCAAGGAGUACUUCGUGUUCCGGCCCGGCACGAUAGAGCAGGCGGUGGAGGAGAUCCGCGCCGUGGUCCGGCCUGUGGAGGACGGCGAGAUCCAGGGGGUGUGGCUGCUGACCGAGGUGGACCACUGGAACAACGAGAAGGAGCGGCUGGUGCUGGUCACCGACCAGUCACUGCUCAUCUGCAAAUAUGACUUCAUCAGCCUUCAGUGCCAGCAGGUGGUCCGGGUGGCACUUAGCGCGGUAGACACCAUCUCCUAUGGAGAAUUCCAGUUUCCUCCCAAGUCGCUCAACAAGCGAGAAGGCUUUGGGGUUCGCAUUCAGUGGGACAAGCAGAGCCGCCCUUCUUUCAUCAACAGAUGGAACCCCUGGUCUACAAACAUGCCCUAUGCCACCUUCAUAGAACACCCGAUGGCUGGCAUGGAUGAGAAGACAGCGUCUCUGUGCCACUUGGAAAGCUUCAAGGCUCUUGUAAUUCAAGCUGUCAAGAAAGCCCAGAAGGAAAGCCCCCUGCCCGGACAGAUGAAUAACGUGCUGGUGCUGGAGCGCCCUCUCCUCAUCGAGACCUACGUGGGGCUGAUGUCCUUCAUUAACAACGAAGCCAAAUUGGGCUACUCCAUGACCAGGGGCAAGAUAGGCUUCUAGAGAGCUGCAUCGUAGGAAACUAAAGUGGCGGGGACUCUACACGUCACCUCACGCCACCCACAGUGGCUGGAGGGAAGAAGGGCAUCGCCCUUGUAUGUACCUGAUUAGAAUAGUGACAUUAAUUAUAUAUAUUUACUAGGAUAUUGACGCCUUGACAACAUGAUCUGUAAAGGCAGAAGGACUGCUGUCCCACGCCAGUGUUUCUUCUGUAACUCCACUCUCGUUUUCUCCAGUGUCCCUUGUCCCGCCCACAUCUGCUGGGACACAGGGUGGAGCCCAGUGACUGGCCAGUACACAUGCGUUCACAUUCCCUGUCAAGGCUUGUAUUGUGAAACUCAGCUUAUUUUUUAAAAGAGCCGAACACAACAGCAGCCAGCGGACUGGUCACCAACAGUCUGCCGAGAGCUCCUAGUGAAUGUGUCUGACUUAAAGCUACACUUUGUAAGCUAAUUUAAGUGGUGUUAAUACAAUAAUUUUCCUAGGCCAGUCUCAUGAUCCAGCCCCUCCCGGAAGUCACAGUGGCGGGUUUCUAUCAUCCUGUCUCUGUUUAAAAGGGACUGAAUACCUUGGUUUAAGAAGUGCAUGUUUAUAAGUAAACAGACAAGCCUCCUGGAACCCCACCAACUGAGCGUUGGGCUUUGGCACGCCAGCUACCCACAGCUUGUCCCUAUGGCUCUAGCACCUGUCAGUCUACUAUAGAUGUUGGCCUGUCACUUUAUUACCUCUGCCACAGCUUUAAGUUAACCAGCAUGGAUGUGACCAGAAUGUCAUGGCCUGUUCAAGAGGAAGGUGACCUCAGAUGCACCUAGUCUUCAGCCUGUGCUUUUGGUCUUGUAGUAAAGACAUUUAAAAUCAAA
Psammomys obesus (fat sand rat) is the source of this 1707-nucleotide messenger RNA. RefSeq names its product tumor protein p63 regulated 1 like (gene Tprg1l). The transcript is spliced from 4 exons. The record is from RefSeq and is a predicted model, not a curated record. Gene Ontology annotation, cellular component: cytoplasm; synaptic vesicle. The coding region runs from base 50 to 850 and encodes 266 amino acids. Lineage: Eukaryota; Metazoa; Chordata; Mammalia; Rodentia; Muridae.